AUGCGUUAUUUGCCCCUGAAACCUAGGCUGCAGCGAUUAUAUAUGUCGACGCAUACUGCCACAGACUUGAGAUGGCACAAGAAAAAACGGGUAGACGACGAUGUGAUGCGUCAUCCUGCAGAUGGGGAGGCAUGGAAAGCGUUCAAUCGAACGUUCCCCGAGUUUGCUGCUGAUCCCCGAAAUGUUAGAUUGAGACUUGCAACUGACGGAUUCAAUCCGUAUGGGGAAGAUGUAACUUCUGGUUGGCACGCUGGAAAAGUUUGUUACCUUGGUCAUCGGAGAUGGUUACCAUGGGACCACGAGUGGCGGGGAAAGGAUAAAGAGUUCGACGGGAACAUAGAGCGUCGCCUCAGACCUAGAGAAUGGUCCGGUGAUGAGAUCUUGGAGCAGCUUAACCGUUUGGAUUUUGCUCCGUUCGGGAAAACAGUUAGUCGGACCAAACCUUCUACACAUUUGAACUGGAUGCACAAGUCUAUGUUCUUUGAGCUCCCAUAUUGGUCGAAACUAAAAUUGAGGCACAAUCUCGACGUUAUGCAUGUUGAGAAAAAUGUGUUUGACACAUUGAUGGGUACGAUUCUAGAUAUUGAGGGCAAGCCAAAGGACAUCAUCAAAGCUCGUCCUGAUUUGGAAAGAAUGGGCAUACGAAGGGGAUUAUGGAUGAAUAGGGACAAUGAUAAAGCUAGAAGGGAUCUUGCAUUUUUUUUCCAUGAAACCGAAUGA
This is a messenger RNA of Prunus armeniaca (apricot), 720 nucleotides long. NCBI's taxonomy places the organism in Eukaryota, Viridiplantae, Streptophyta, Magnoliopsida, Rosales, Rosaceae. The record is from the annotation of a GenBank genome assembly.